AUGGAUGAUUGAACACCUAUUGAAGGCUCAGUUUUAAACACUAUAACUGUUGAUGCUACUGACAAAGCAAUAAAAAAGAAAAUGAAAGAGCUUGAUAUAGAAGAAGAAUUCCAUGAUCCCUCUUUAGAUAUCAAAUUAGAAUCUUGGAGCCUUAAUACAUUCGGAAAGCGUUCUGAAACCGUCUUAUCCUGUCCUAGCUGCUUCUCACUCCCCCCCCUCCGUGAGUGAACAAAAAAAUUUUGUUCGCUCACGGAGGGGGGUUAAUUUUUUUUUUUUAAAACAAUUUAUAUAUAAAUUUUAUAAAAUAUAUUUUUUUUCGAAAUAUAAAAAAAAAUCCUAAUUCGCAAAAAUUGAAAAACACAAAUAUUAAUUUAAUUUAUAAAAUUUAUGUUUUAAAAAGCAAUUCGUUUAAAAUAAUACAGAAUUAGCUCUAGAUUUCAUUAUACUAAUUAUCAUUUAUAUAUCAAAUUUUUUUCAAUAAAAAUAUUUUCUAUUAAAAAAUUUUUGUUCACUCACGGAGGGUGGGUUUUUGGGCAAAAAAAUAGCGAUUUUUCUAAUGGUUUUGUUCACUCACGGAGGGGGGGAAGUCAGUAAUUACUUAUAACUCAAUCCCUCAAGAAAAAUCAUUCCUUUCGAAAAAAACCAUAAAUACCUCUUUCUCAAAAACUGUUGGGACUUCAGAAAAUGAUAUAAAUUUCCUCAUAAAUUGCAAAAUCUGUAUGGCUGAGCUAGGGGUUUAUGAUCCAAGCCUAAAAAAUUACCAUUUGUUAUAUUGCCUCCCAGGAUAUGGCUAA
Molecule: messenger RNA, 794 nt
Organism: Blepharisma stoltei
Lineage: Eukaryota; Ciliophora; Heterotrichea; Heterotrichida; Blepharismidae
Source: the annotation of a GenBank genome assembly